UAUCGUGCGACAUGUAAUUCUUAACGCGCACACGCGCGUACUGACCUGUGGAAAUAAUGUCUUUAGUGCUUUUAUCUUGAUUAGUGGUUUUCAAUGAACUUGGACGAACGUCUUUUAUUGUUUAUAUCAAAAAUUCUCAAGCGUCCAAAACAUGGCAAAGUUGUCGUCUGCUACUUAGCGUCCUCGGCGAUGCUCAGGAAGCCUCCUGCCAAAUUCGAAAUAUUAGACAUAGAUCCAACAUUAUGCACUCACAUUUUCUACUCUUUCGCUGGCUUAGAUGAAGAAUCGUAUACUAAUAAAAGUCUCAACCAAUUGCUUGAUAUAGAACAAGAUAAUGGUAACGCUGGUUAUAAAUACCUGACCGGGAUUAAAAAGAGUUAUCCUCAUAUAAAAGUUACUUUAAGUCUUGGUGGGUGGAAUGAAGGUUCCGAGCAAUUCUCUGAGAUGGCUGGCAAUAGAUGGGAAAGGUUCAGAUUUAUCAGAAGCGUCAUGCAAUAUCUUGAGAAAUACGAAUUUGAUGGUCUAGACAUAAUUUGGAAAUAUCCUACAGUGGGAAGUGGAACUCCUGAAGAUAAAGAUAACUUCGUCACUUUGGUCAAGGAAUUAAAAGAGGCAUUCUUACCAUACGGCUACAUUCUAAGCGCGUCACUGUCUAAUAUCAGAGAAAUAAUGAGUUCUGCGUAUGAUUUAGUGAACCUGAAUCGUUAUUUGGACUUUAUUUAUUUACUUGGGAACGAUUAUAGAGGACCUUGGCGCAGAACUGUCGGAGCAUCCGCACCAUUAAAGGGAUUAAGUAAACGGGAUGAUAGAAAUGUGGAAUAUAUAAUUAAAUACUUGCUUUCGUUCGGACUAAGUCCUGAUAAAUUAGUUCUCGCCAUACUUUUCACCGGUCAGACGUUUAUUUUGAGAGAAUCCGAUGUAAAAAAUAUUGAAUUUGGAAAAACUAAAGCAGUUGGAUUUUAUGGAUUUUCUGGACCAUAUAUUAAUGGGUUUAAUAUGUACGGAUAUAACGAGGUAUGUCUAGAUUUGAAAAAUAAUUCCAAGUGGGUUUAUCAUUGGGAUAAAGAAUCGUCGACACCGUAUUUGCGUGAUGGACGUCGUAUUAUUACUUAUGAUGACACUCGUUCUAUCGCCAAUAAAGUCAAAUUGGGUAUUGAAUACAAUAUCGCUGGGUUUAUGGCUUGGAGUAUAGACACUGAUGAUUUCAAAGGUCUCUGUGACAUGCCAAACGAUACUUAUACUUAUAUGGAUUUCACUGUGAGAUUUAAUGACAUAACAAAAGAAAAAUUCUGGCAAGACUCUUCGAAAAUUCCAAAUACCCAGACUGACUCAGACGGGAACGUAUAUGGAUAUUUAAGAAAUAAACAAAUUUUCGGAUUAAAACAAAAUAAUUUCAGAAAUUAUCCCCUUUUGAGGACAAUUAAUGAAGCGAUAUACAUAGCAUUAGAAGAGAAGAAGAUAGUAGAUACUAUUAAUCUAGCUACAACUAGUUUAAAAGAGCAGAAAUACGAGCAGAAUAUAGGAGAUUACAGUGACACACAUAUACCGUGUGAAAUAACUUGCUCAAAAGUAUGUUUUUAUGAACCUGGUUAUUAGGGUGAAAAAGAAAAAUAUUAUACAGCCUAAAAAUAUAUUGUAAUUAAAUUGGUGAAUUCCUGCACUAACAGUUACCCAUGUGUUAGUCUAUAUUAUUGUUAACAUUAUAUAAAUUGUCAUAAAAUUAAUUAUAGAGUAAAACUUUUGAAAUG
Nymphalis io (European peacock) is the source of this 1748-nucleotide messenger RNA. RefSeq names its product probable chitinase 2. NCBI's taxonomy places the organism in Eukaryota, Metazoa, Arthropoda, Insecta, Lepidoptera, Nymphalidae. Gene Ontology annotation, biological process: carbohydrate metabolic process; chitin catabolic process. Gene Ontology annotation, molecular function: chitinase activity; chitin binding. Gene Ontology annotation, cellular component: extracellular region. The coding region runs from base 94 to 1596 and encodes 500 amino acids. The transcript has 9 exons. The record is from RefSeq and is a predicted model, not a curated record.